Messenger RNA from Anopheles gambiae (African malaria mosquito), 3428 nucleotides. It is a transcript of the gene alpha-Man-Ib, whose product is annotated as endoplasmic reticulum mannosyl-oligosaccharide 1,2-alpha-mannosidase. Gene Ontology annotation, cellular component: membrane; endoplasmic reticulum. The record is from RefSeq and is a predicted model, not a curated record. Bases 451 to 2370 code for a protein of 639 amino acids. NCBI's taxonomy places the organism in Eukaryota, Metazoa, Arthropoda, Insecta, Diptera, Culicidae. Gene Ontology annotation, molecular function: mannosyl-oligosaccharide 1,2-alpha-mannosidase activity; calcium ion binding. The transcript has 5 exons. Gene Ontology annotation, biological process: N-glycan processing; carbohydrate metabolic process.
AUCAAACAUCAAACAAAACGUCAUCAAUCUGUAUUUGUUGACGUUUUUCAUCAGCAGCCACCGCAGUGGAUAUAAAUAACAUUUACUCGAUUUGGUUUAAUUGGUAACGAAAAGACAAACCCAUCGUCGAAUUUAAUGUAGCGUCCGUGCUGCGGUCUGUUCCCUUGACCAGCAACCCACCAACCGGCUGCGGUUGAGCGGUUGUAGUUCCGGCGUGAUAAAAGUAGUGCUCCCCCCGCGAAUCCCUUGCAUCUGUCCCAUUCCUCCGAUUGCAGGCCCCAUUGUUCGUUGUGGAAGAAAAUCACGAUGAGCUGGUUUGCGCCACGAUAGAUAAAACGAGUGUUUGCUGCAUCGACUGAAACUGUACCAUCGCCAGCACAGCAAAUCGGGAGCACGGCUCUUUUCGCCCGCAUUUGCCCCUUUCCCCCCGAUAGAAGUACAGCGGGAACGAUGGACGCCAAAAUAGAACAUGUAUCGGUCAUUCUUCCCGUCAGCAACGAUCCAUUGAUAGUUGGCAAUGUUAGCUCUAGGAAAAGUUUAAAACGGCACUGGAAUCAGCUGUCCCGGUUCCAGAAGAAUUUAGCGUGCAUUUUAUUAGCCGGCAUGUGCAUUUUUUACGUCAUAUUUUUCGUGCUACCAUUCAACGAUCCGUCCCGCAGUUCCGAGGUGAUCGAUCCGAUGGAGCACAUACAGAUAGCACCAUUCAAGGAACGGCAUGAGCGAUUAGCUUCCCCCGUCGUGAAAGAGAUCAAGCUCACCGACAGUCUGGCAAAUCCUCCGACGGAAGAGGCACUUGCAAAGCCGGUAGCCCAACAGGCAGAAGCAAACCUUAUGCAGCUAGAGGUUGUUCACCAGGAACCGAAAGAGAUUGUUGACAACGAGGAAAACGUAUUGGAGGAAAAUCGACGUGCGCCGCUCGCUGGUGCUAAAGACUUUAAGGGCCCAACAAACGACAGACAGCGGGCCGUGGUUGAUGCCGUACUGCAUUCUUGGAAAGGGUACAAGGAGUACGCCUGGGGGCACGAUAAUUUAAAGCCCAUCUCGAUGGGGUACUCCGACUGGUUUGGGCUCGGCCUUACUCUGGUCGAUUCCCUCGAUACGCUCUACAUUAUGGAUUUGCAGGACGAGUACGAUGAAGCACGGGCUUGGGUCGAGAAGUACUUAAAGUUUGACAUUAACCGUGAAGUCAACUUGUUUGAAGUAACCAUCCGUGUCGUUGGUGGGCUGUUGAGUGCGUACCAUCUGAGCGGCGAUCGUAUGUUUCUCGACAAGGCCAUCGAUCUCGGCAAUCGGUUGUUGCCGUGCUUCGAUUCACCGUCGGGCAUUCCGUUUUCCGACGUGAACAUUGGAUCGCUUGCCGCACAUGCGCCUAAAUGGUCGCCAGACAGUUCCACGAGCGAGGUAACGACCAUCCAGCUGGAAUUCCGCGACUUGUCCCGUGCCUCCCAGAAUCCCGUCUUCGAAAAGGUUUGUAAAGUUUGGAGUGAUGAUCAAAAUGAAGAAAUGUAUUACCACACCGGAAUAUGUUUGCAGGUGGCUUCGAGAGUGAAUCUUAAAAUACACGAGCUAGAUAAAAACGAAGGUUUGGUGCCUAUCUUCAUCAACGCUAACACAGGCCAGUUUCGCAAUUUUGCAACGGUUUCGUUGGGAGCGCGCGCCGACUCGUACUACGAGUAUCUGCUGAAACAGUGGCUUCAGACGGGCAAAAAGGCCGAUGACUAUCUUAUCGAAGACUAUCAAAAGUCGAUGCGAGGCGUUCUGAAUCAGCUCGUGCGAACAACUCCGAACGAAAAGCAUGUCUACAUCGGCGAAUUGCUCAAUGGGAAGGACUUCAAGCCCAAGAUGGACCAUCUCACGUGUUACCUUCCCGGCACGCUGCUGCUCGGCUACAAGAACGGAAUGCCUAAGACGCAUCUGCGACUGGCAACCGAUCUACUGGAAACGUGCUAUCAAACGUACAUGAAGCAACCGACCCAGCUAGCACCGGAAAUAUCGUACUUCAACGUGAACGGCGAAUCCGAGACGGACAUCUACGUGAAGACGAACGAUGCGCACAAUCUGCUGCGACCGGAGUUUGUCGAAAGUCUGUACUAUUUCUACGCCAUCACUGGCAACCGAACGUAUCAGGACAUGGGUUGGACGAUCUUUGAAGCGUUCAAUCGCUACACCAAGGUAAAGAACGGCUACACUUCGAUCGGUAACGUGAAAAACCCGCUCAACACGCGGCCCCGCGAUAUGAUGGAAAGCUUCUGGCUGGGCGAAACGCUCAAGUACUUCUACCUGCUGUUCAGCGACGAUCGGAACGAGAUCGAUCUCGACAAGUACGUGUUCAAUUCCGAGGCUCAUCUGCUUCCGAUAAGGGACGAUUAAUGAGCACGAAGUGAUUGCUUACCGGUACAGUGGUAAACACGAGGUCGAGUUUUAUCUAUUUUUAUCUAAGUUUACAAAAAUGUCGCUGACAGACGGCGUUGUACGGCGAUCAGUAAAGGGACAGCCUUCGCGAAAGAGUAAAACAGACUUCCCGAAGCAAACGAUAUUUAUUAGUUAGUGAAAGAUCUACAUUGCGAUCCUUUCGAUACGUACUAGCAAAAUGGGCGGGAUUAAGUGUAAGUUUUGAUUCUGUGUGUUGAUAUCCCCAGGCAAUGGAUAGCACCUAACGAACUGCGGACGAUUGAGAAGAUCGAUUGAGCGCUGUUGCUGACAGCUAUUUCUGUGUAAAUAAGUGUACGAGGAUUUUAGAUAUCGAAACUAGCGUUUCCUACGGCUGUAGUAGCCAAAGGGUCUUUGAUCCUUGAUUGAAUGUUACCAAAAAUGCAGCCGGCGGUGAUUAGAGCUACGCCGAUUUGUACGCCUUGCACAUACGAGAACACAUUCCCGAGCACGUUUCUUUUUUCUUUCUGUUUCUCCAAUUAUUUCAAAACGUUUCCUCUCAACACCCGCACGCCCUUCUGUCUCCACUAUUAGUCGUCCCGGUUUUUCCUCUUUCCUAGGGUUUCCAAUAAGGGGGAAAAGUAAUGAUAAUAUACUAGCGAAUGGAAGUGGCAUACCAGCGCCAAUUUCACGUCGUAAAAUAAUCGAAGGAUUAAAAAACAAAAACAAAAUACUAGAGCUAGUGAUAGGAAUGAUUCGGUUGAUGAUUCCUUACUCUCUUUCGUGUACACUGUUUUCUAGUCCCUCGGUGGUAAUGUAGCAAAAGAAAGUUAAACUCAAUGCAGAACCGAAAGCGGGAAGAGAUAGAAUGGAUUCGGUCGAGACUUAGACACACAAAUACAAACUCUUAUAGAUGGUUAAAUGAUACAAUCAUGAUUUUUCCUUAAGAUUAGCGGUUAAAUAUUAUCUACUGUCUUAAAUUAAUGGUCUUGAUCAGAAUUUUAGAAAAUGCGAAUGAGUAAGAAAAUGGAUCGGAAUAAACAAUCGAUGAGAAUAAA